AUGGCCAGACAUACCUCGUUGGAUUCUGAGCGCCCCAUCAUGAUCAAAUCCAACCGUACCUCGAAAAGAUUCUCCACUGUGAGCGGGAACCCAUCGCUUGCACCAUCGGAACAGACCAUCGGCAGCCUGCCUAGUGGCGAUCCUAGAAUCGCAGAAUUCAACCACCUGCGUGACGGCCUUGAGCGCCUAGAGAACAAGCCGCUCCUGAAGCAACGCUUUGUCCCCACACCAGAGAAAACUGACAACCUCAGCAAGCUUGCUCUUGGUGCGAAGGUCGAGCGUGCCUUGGGCCGGAGGAUGACCAGUCAAGACGCUGUUAUGCGCAAGCCCGUGUUGAGUGAGAAGGCUGCUGCCGCCGAAACCACAGCUGCUUGA
Aspergillus clavatus NRRL 1 is the source of this 375-nucleotide messenger RNA. RefSeq lists its product as uncharacterized. The transcript is spliced from 2 exons. NCBI's taxonomy places the organism in Eukaryota, Fungi, Ascomycota, Eurotiomycetes, Eurotiales, Aspergillaceae. The record is from RefSeq and is a predicted model, not a curated record. Bases 1 to 375 code for a protein of 124 amino acids.